Messenger RNA from Pseudomyrmex gracilis, 521 nucleotides. Its product is annotated as farnesol dehydrogenase-like. The coding region runs from base 119 to 421 and encodes 100 amino acids. Lineage: Eukaryota; Metazoa; Arthropoda; Insecta; Hymenoptera; Formicidae. The record is from RefSeq and is a predicted model, not a curated record. The transcript is spliced from 4 exons.
GAACGUAAACGUGCUUGCGCUGGCAAUUUGUUCGCGCGAAUUUAUUCAGUCCGUCAAAAAACGGAAAGCAUCGGGUCACAUCAUUAAUAUUGGCAGUGUAGCCGGACAACUUGCAGAAAUGAUGCCAGUAAGCAUGAGUAUAUAUCCUGCCAGUAAAUAUGCAGUAAGAGGUAUGGCAGCAUCCUUACGCGGUGAUUUGGCAAGAGAAAAGUUAGACGUAAAAGUCACGAACAUUAAUCCCGGAGCGGUAAAGACGGAGAUGAUAGAUAAUUUCGUCGAUAAAGUAAAUCUUGGUCCUCUUUUGGAGGGCAAGGAUAUUGCGGACACGGUCAUUUAUAUCCUGAGUAUGCCGCCUCACGUACAGAUAUGGGAUAUAACAAUACUUCCUCACAANCCAAACGAGGAACCACCUUCAUCUUAAUUCUUUCGGUACAGAACAGCGCAAUAAAAAAUUAAUAUGUGCUAACAAAUAGAAAAAGCUUUGUAAACGAGAACUUUUGGAUAAAACCUGGUCUAACCUU